Messenger RNA from Verticillium alfalfae VaMs.102, 584 nucleotides. Its product is annotated as 40S ribosomal protein S24. Gene Ontology annotation, biological process: translation. The record is from RefSeq and is a predicted model, not a curated record. Gene Ontology annotation, molecular function: structural constituent of ribosome. The transcript has 3 exons. Gene Ontology annotation, cellular component: ribosome. The coding region runs from base 79 to 489 and encodes 136 amino acids. NCBI's taxonomy places the organism in Eukaryota, Fungi, Ascomycota, Sordariomycetes, Glomerellales, Plectosphaerellaceae.
AACCUCGAACGACUGACCCAACAGGCACCUGUCUCCUCGCCAAUCCUCACGAGACAUCAACACCCAUCAGUCGCAAAGAUGGCGGAUUCCGACGCCCCCGUCACGCUGCGUACGCGCAAGUUCAUCCGCAACCCCCUGCUUGGCCGCAAGCAGAUGGUCGUUGACAUCCUCCACCCUGGCCGUGCCAACAUCUCCAAGGAGGAGCUCCGCGAGAAGCUCGGCUCCAUGUACAAGGCCGUCAAGGACCAGAUUUCCGUCUUCGGUCUGCGCACCCAGUUCGGUGGCGGCAAGACCACCGGCUUCGCCCUCGUCUACGACUCUCCCGAGGCCAUGAAGAAGUUCGAGCCCCGCUACCGCCUCAUCCGCGUCGGCCUCGCCACCAAGAUCGAGAAGGCCAGCAGGCAGCAGCGCAAGCAGCGCAAGAACCGCCAGAAGACGCUGCGCGGUACCGCGAAGGUCAAGGGUGCCAAGAAGAAGAAGGAGACUUAAACGGGUCGCGACCCCAGGGCGACAACCGAUACCCACCCGGCCGGGCCUCCUUUUCGACCGAUGGAGAAAAGAGAUCGAAGGGUCCCGCGGCGCGC